UCCAGCAUCCGCGAAAUCCUUCCUCAUUUUUACCUCUCAUCCUCCCCGCUUUACUCAACCGCAUUUCUCCCGUGCUCCCACCACAUAUCGCUGCAUCACCGUUCCUCCUCCGCACCUAGUGCCACCAUCGUGCCGCCAGAUUAGGUUGACAGCAGCGGAAAAGCACACGGGGGGACGAGAAAGGCGGUUCGAGGAGAGCCAGUCAGUGUAGGCCGUCCGUGGCGGCAGCUGUGGCUUUUGAUUUCACCCAAAGGUCGUCUGUGGCGGCAGCUGUGGCCUUUGAGCUCACCCAAAGAUCGUCAGUGGCUGCGGCAAGGCAGCAAGAAGCUUCGCAUGGCGUCGCGGUCGCGGCUGUUCAAAGAGCUGAAGGAGGCGCAAAGGGAGGCGCGGGGCUCAGCUGAUGCUGACAUCAACCUGAGCUGCGAUGAAAGCAACAUCUACAGAUGGACGGCAGUGAUCAAGGGCCCAGCAGACACGCCCUACUACGGAGGGCAAUUUACCCUGACAAUCAACGUGCCUCAGCAGUACCCCCUCGUGCCGCCCCAAGUGCGCUUUGCAACCAAGGUCUUCCACCCCAACGUUCACUUCAAGACCGGAGAGAUCUGUCUGGACAUCCUCAAGACAGCCUGGAGCCCGGCGUGGACGCUCACAUCCGUGUGCCGUGCCAUAAUCACCCUCAUGUGCCAUCCUGAAGCUGACAGCCCACUCAACUGUGACUCUGGCAAUCUGAUCAGAGCGGGGGACAACAGAGGCUACUGCUCCAUGGCCCGAAUGUACACGAGACUACACGCCAUGCCGCCGCUUGCACGAUGAUACCUGGCUGAGGCGCGUUUUGAGUCCAUUGAAUUACCUGUAAUUAGAUUGUAAUUAGACUUGUAAUUAGAGCUGAAUGUGAUUACUGUUGUCAAACAUGUGUAUUUGUUAUGUUUGCAUAGACUGUAUAGGGUCACCCCUUAGAGGGUACAAUACUUAGGUAUAUCUAUCUGUACUCUCCCACUACUUAUUAUUCUUUUCUCUCAG
Closterium sp. NIES-67 is the source of this 1020-nucleotide messenger RNA. Lineage: Eukaryota; Viridiplantae; Streptophyta; Zygnematophyceae; Desmidiales; Closteriaceae. The record is from the annotation of a GenBank genome assembly.